Acanthoscelides obtectus is the source of this 2812-nucleotide messenger RNA. The record is from the annotation of a GenBank genome assembly. Lineage: Eukaryota; Metazoa; Arthropoda; Insecta; Coleoptera; Chrysomelidae.
AAAUUGGUGUCCUGCCACCCCAAGAGUGCACAAGUGACGGUAGUGAAAAUGUGCGCGACACUUCUCUCGAGUGACACUUACGUCGCUAGACCCAGGAUGUGGUGUUAGAGUCCCCCAAAAAGCCAUGUACCCCCGGCUGAAGGGGCCAUCGGCAAAUGCUGCCAGACUCCUGUCGAUAUUUGCCGUCUGGAGCCUAGUUACUAUCGGGAAAUGCUCUGAGGAUGAAGAAAGGCUUGUUCGCGACCUUUUCCGAGGUUACAACAAGCUUAUACGGCCUGUUCAGAACAUGACUGAAAAGGUAGACGUUAGAUUUGGGCUAGCUUUCGUUCAACUUAUCAAUGUCAACGAGAAAAAUCAAAUUAUGAAAUCAAAUGUCUGGUUGAGAUUGGUAUGGAGCGAUUAUCAACUACAAUGGGAUGAAGCAGACUAUGGGGGAAUCGCAGUGUUAAGGCUACCGCCAGACAAAGUUUGGAAACCAGAUAUAGUUCUGUUCAAUAAUGCUGAUGGUAACUACGAGGUUAGAUAUAAGUCGAACGUUCUAAUUUAUCCUAAUGGCGAAGUACUAUGGGUGCCACCAGCAAUAUACCAAAGCUCCUGUACGAUAGAUGUAACAUAUUUUCCCUUCGACCAGCAAACUUGCAUCAUGAAAUUCGGUUCUUGGACGUUUAAUGGCGACCAAGUGUCCCUAGCUCUGUACAACAACAAGAAUUUCGUAGAUCUGUCAGAUUACUGGAAAUCUGGCACGUGGGAUAUCAUCGAGGUUCCGGCGUACCUUAAUAUUUACGAAGGAAACCAUCCCACUGAAACAGAUAUUACGUUUUAUAUCAUUAUUAGAAGGAAGACGUUGUUUUAUACAGUCAAUUUGAUACUUCCGACCGUACUCAUUUCAUUUCUUUGCGUGCUAGUUUUUUACUUGCCAGCUGAAGCUGGCGAAAAGGUCACAUUAGGAAUUAGUAUUUUACUAUCACUGGUCGUGUUUCUAUUACUUGUAUCAAAAAUCCUGCCACCGACGUCACUAGUGCUACCACUUAUCGCAAAAUAUCUUCUUUUCACUUUUAUAAUGAACACUGUUAGUAUCCUUGUGACUGUAGUCAUAAUCAAUUGGAAUUUUAGAGGUCCUAGAACGCACAGAAUGCCUUCGUGGAUAAGAUCAGUGUUCCUAAACUAUCUUCCAACAAUGUUAUUGAUGAAAAGGCCUCGAAAAACGAGACUUAGGUGGAUGAUGGAAAUGCCUGGGAUGGGUGUUCCACCACACCCAUAUGGUUCACCCACAGAUAUUCCUAAGCACAUAAGCUCAAUCGAAUCCCAGAGCAAGGUAGAGGUGAUGGAACUAUCGGAUCUACACCAUCACCCCAACUGCAAAAUAAAUCGGAAACCAAACUCCGAUAUGGGAGUUGGAGUUGGUGCUGAAAGUUGUAGGAGGGAAAGCGAAAGUUCUGAUUCGAUCUUGCUUUCUCCUGAAGCCUCUAAGGCCACCGAAGCGGUGGAGUUCAUUGCUGAACACUUACGCAACGAAGAUCUCUACAUACAGACUCGAGAAGACUGGAAGUAUGUAGCGAUGGUGAUUGACAGACUGCAACUUUAUAUGUUCUUCAUAGUGACCACAGCGGGGACAGUGGGUAUUCUGAUGGACGCUCCCCAUAUAUUCGAAUAUGUUGAUCAGGACAGAAUUAUUGAAAUAUAUAGGGGGAAAUAAAAGGUCAGGUAACGGCUGAAAAUCAUGUGGCUUCCACUUGAGACACUCAAAGGCCUACCAGCAACUGCAGGAGAAUGUGACAGUUGACAGUGCGUUGAAAACAAUCGGUCGUGUGACACUGUACAAUAAUGGACAAAAAUAUUGCACAUGACAAGCUCAAUUAUUUCAAUCCUGUUUAUAAAAAUCGGAAAGUUCGCAGUUUUGACAGUCUUCAGAAAUUUGAAAAUUUCGAAGGUUUUGAAGGUUUUCACAGUUUUGAAAGUGAAUGCUUUGAAGACAUCUAAAGUUUCAAAAGUUCUGAAAGACUUGAAGAUGUUUAAACUCUUGAAGCUAUUAUUUUAUAACGUCAAUCCAGGUACUUCCUUUGACUUCCUAGCAAUCGCAAAGUUCAAUAAUUUUGUCCAUUAUUGUUCGUAUGCCUGGAAGGGAUCGUGGGUGUGCCUAGUUGACAGAUUUUUUUGUUAUAUCGCUGAAUGACAAUCGAAAGUAUCCGUGAGUGAUACGGAAACUGAAAAAACGAUAUCGCGUCAUCGUUGUUAAACAAUUUCGUACGUAUAUUGAGGGUUGGACCUUUUCUACUCAAAAUAGUCAGAUUAUUAUAAUUUGAGCAUCUAUUCCCAUGAAGGGCAAAAGUCUGUUUCUACGGAGGCUUCUGAAAAUCCCAACUGGAAGAUUGAACGACUUUCUACUUUUGUUUAAUAGCACCAGUGUUUGAGGCUUGUCUGGGCCUGCUACGCCAGUUCCCUUCGUACAAGGCGGUGUUAACCUGGCUCUUUUAAUUUCCAGCAUCAGCUUGGGCGAAUUCAAGAGCCCUUGACCCUUAGUCUCGCCAGAUGAUCCGCUUUCUUGUUACCUGGCACACCACUGUACCCAGGCACCUAAUAAAAUAGGAUCACAUCUUUCACGAUUGCUAGACUUUGAGCGGCUGUGCUUGACUCUGGGGAUGUUACCGCCUUCACAGCCACUUUUUGUGACCGUUUUGUAAUAUUUUAUAAUAUGUAUGUCUUAAAUGCUGAUAUUGAGAUACGUAUUAUAGUUAAAAGCGUCAAUAUUUUGAGUAGAUACGGUCACGCCUUCUCAUAAUCACAUGGUGCAACACAGCACAACAACAUUCUU